Molecule: messenger RNA, 1265 nt
Organism: Capsicum annuum
Lineage: Eukaryota; Viridiplantae; Streptophyta; Magnoliopsida; Solanales; Solanaceae
Product: cytochrome b5 domain-containing protein RLF
Exons: 6
Coding region: 2-913 (303 amino acids)
Molecular function (GO): heme binding
Source: RefSeq, a predicted model, not a curated record
UAUGCACACAUGUACCACAAUAAAUGCAACAGAAGAAAUUGAAGAAUUUAGUCCGCCCAUCAUGUUUGAACGAACAUUGUAUCAUUAUAGCAGUUAUUACGAAGGGGAAAAGGGUUCGUUCCAAAAAACAGCAAACAGAGGAAAACCAACCCUUCAAGAACACAAGAGAAAGAUUUCUGGAGAGGACCUUUUUGGUUUGUCUCAUCGCUCAGGUGAGCUAGCAAUGGCUAAUGAUGAUGAUUUCACUUUUUGUCAGGUUGGUGAACCAGAUAAGCAAGAUUAUGUGGAUGCACAAAAGAUAGCUCAAAAUAUUAGUGGAAUUAGAAUAGAGGAUGAGCCCUCAAAUGAUGCUGGUACUAGCCAAAGUAAUGGUGCACCAUGGGAAGGUAAACUGGGCAACAAUGCUACCUCAAAAAAGGAGGGAACAGUUGGUUCUUUGUCUUUCAGUGUUAUAGACACAUCUCCAGGCAACCAAGCGAGUGGAACUUCUGCUCAAGUGGCAUCAAAAGAUGGUGUAUUUUCAGUCCAGACUUCUCAGAAGCAAAUAAAGCCUGCUAGGAAGCCUGUAGUUCGAGCCAAGGUUCCCUUCGAGAAGGGUUAUAGUCAGAUGGACUGGCUUAAGCUUACAAGAACACAUCCUGACCUUGCAGGAUUGAAAGGACAGUCCAAUAAGAGACUUAUAUCAAUGGUUGAAGUUAAGGAACACCAAAAUGCAGAUGCAAUGUGGACUGUUCUUAAAGGACGUGUCUACAAUAUAACACCAUACAUGAAGUUUCACCCAGGAGGUGUUGACAUGUUGAUGAAGGCCGUAGGAAAAGAUUGCACGGCAUUGUUUAAUAAAUACCAUGCUUGGGUUAAUGCUGAGUUUAUGUUGGAGAAAUGUCUUGUGGGCAUGUUGGAUGACAGCAAAUGAAGAAUCCUUGUUUCAUUGAUCCCAGAAACAACUGUAACAGACGAGCAUUGUCACUGCAAAGAAGAUUGUCCUUAACAGAAGACAUUUGCUUCUUUUGAGGAAAAAUUUAAAAGCCAUUGUAUAUUGGACCAACUAUUAUUUACAUGGGAAAGGAUUUUCAAUUUUGAAACAGCAUCUCUACCUCCAUUGUAAUGGUAAGGGUGCGUAUACUUUGGUACUUUAUCCGUACCUCACGUUGUGGGAUUACAUUGGAUAUGUUGUUUGUAUGUCAAAAGAACUGUCUGAAUCUUUUUUUCUUUUUCUUAUGAAAAAGAAAAAUCUUAGCCUAAUAAAAAUGAAUACUAUUUAAUAA